ACGAAGGAGAAGGAGAAGGGAAUGGAGGGGCAGACAGAGAACUACACGCAUGUCCUUCGCUUCUCUUUUCCUAAUUUCAUGAAUCGAAACCCUAAUCCUAAUCUUCUCUACUGCAAUCGAUAGGAGGUUAUAGCAAAAGGGGAAAGAUGGAGAUGCAGUGCGUUCACAAUCUGCUCGAGAGACGCUGCAUCACCAAAGUUAAGACUCCGGCUGUGAAGUGGUUCAGGGAAUGGGUGCCUCAAGAUAUUGUAGCUACGGGUGGAAGGUGCAAGCUUUUGAAGUGGGUAAAUGAGAACACCUUGAAGGCUUUGAAAGAGAAGGCAAAGGAGCCUGAAGCACAAGAGAUUGAACUGGAGCCUACGACUGAAGUUCUUUUUCUCUGCAGCUAUGAAGGCUGUGGCAAGACCUUUAUUGAUGCUGGUACCUUGAGGAAGCAUUCUCACAUCCAUGAAGAGAGGCAAUACUUUUGUCACUAUGAGGGCUGUGGCAAGAAAUUUUUGGACAGUUCAAAAUUGAAAAGGCACUUUCUCAUUCACACUGGAGAAAAACAUUUUGUAUGCCCUGUUAAAGGUUGUGGCAAGGCAUUCUCCCUGGAUUUUAACCUGAGGUCACACAUGAAAACACAUUCACAAGAAAACUAUCAUAUCUGCCCUUAUCCAGAUUGUGGAAAGAGAUAUGCUCAUGAGUACAAGCUUAAAAACCACAUUGCAUCUCAGCAUGAAAAGAAUGUUUCUUGUGGUUGUAGAGAUUUGUUGAUAAAGGGGUGUAUGGAAUUUCUUAGAAGAAGCAUUACCUUUCCAAAUAUGUUUUUGAAACAACCAUCCAAAUAUCCAUUUGUAAAGACAAAUUCAUCAUUGAGGUGGAGCAGUUGCUUCAUACAGAGAACUAGAUGCCCUGGCAGCCUGGCCUCCUGUUUUCAUUCAAAUCCGGCAGUGGAUGCGACAAAAUAUGCUACACCCCUAGAGAAGAUAUCAAAAGCUACUAAGUCUUCAGGGGGUGGCUAUGGCUCUGCAGCAUCAGCUGAUCGCCCUUAUGCUUGUCCUUACGAGGGUUGUGAAAAGGCCUACAUACAUGAAUACAAGCUUAAACUCCAUUUAAAGAGAGAGCAUCCUGGCCAUGUGUCAGAUGAGAAUGCUGCAGCAAAUGCUGAAAAUGAGAUGGAUGAAGCCAGUGACCAAGAUGCUUAUGCUGGAAAACGGGUCACUAGCAAGAGUCAGAGACAACAAAGCAGGGCAAAGCCGACUACCAAGAUGCCUCCUUCAAAAGUUGCACGGAAGGUGUCGACUUCAUCUCCUGUGGCUUUGAAUGUGACAAAGAAACCUUGGCCUCUUAAAGAAGAGGUAUUUGAGGAAGAGGACAGUGAAGAAACCGAGGAAGAUCAAGAGAAUGGUGAUGAUGGGUGGAGGUAUGGGGAGAACAACGAAAAGGACGAUGAAGAAACAGAAUAUGAAGACUAGAAGAUGAAGCUAGUUACUGUAACAUUAACAUGGCAUUGGUUAUUAGACCUAGCACUUUGCCUGCUGCUGUAAAUAUGAUUACUUUGCUCUUGGGAUCUCACCCUUGUCCCUGUUUUAUUAUCAUUAUUAUUAUUAUUAUUAUUAUUAUUAUUUAUUUAUUUAUUUUAGCUUUGAGGAUCAUAAAAAGAAAGGAACUUU
Molecule: messenger RNA, 1655 nt
Organism: Rubroshorea leprosula
Lineage: Eukaryota; Viridiplantae; Streptophyta; Magnoliopsida; Malvales; Dipterocarpaceae
Source: the annotation of a GenBank genome assembly